AUGAUGAUAUUCUUCUGGAACAGCAUAUUCAACGGCUCUGGUGUGUCCAACCACGAGCUCUUCCCACGCAAGAUCUGGCAGACCUGGAAGGUUGAUGUGCUGGAUUUUGAGGAAAAACAUCUCAAAGUCGCUCGUUCGUGGACGAAUGUCAAUCCGAGCUUUCGAUAUGAGGUCUUGACGGAUCAGAAUAGUCUUGCUUGGGUCGAAUACAACUUUGGACCCGACCGGUUCAACCGCCUAGACAUCAUCUACAUGUACAAAGAGAUCACCGCGAAAAUCAUCAAGGCCGACCUUCUCCGCUACCUUGUCAUGUACGUCGAGGGAGGAGUUUACACCGACAUCGACGUCGAAGCCAUUCGUCCUGUCCAGAGAUUCAUCCCAGAAAGAUGGAAUGAGAGGGACAUUGACAUGGUCGUCGGUGUGGAAAUCGAUGAGCCAGAGUGGAAGGACCACCCAAUCCUGGGACCGAAAAGCCAGUCUUUCUGCCAAUGGACAUUCAUGUGCAAGCCACAACUACGCGUCAUGAUGGACCUCGUCGAAAACAUCAUGGAUUGGCUCAGAGACGAGGCGACCAAGCAACGCGUACCCAUCGGCGAGAUAAAACUCGACUUCGACCAAGUCAUCAGCGGCACCGGACCAUCAGCCUUCACAAAGGCAAUCUUGGCCGACAUGUCACGCAAAACCGGACGUGACAUCACAUGGAACACUUUCCACAGCCUUGACGAGUCAAAAGUGGUGGGCAACGUACUCGUCCUGACCGUAGAAGCUUUCGCAGCAGGACAAGGCCAUUCAGACUCGGGCACGCACGACACAAAACAAGCUCUCGUAAAACACCACUAUCACGCAUCUCAAUGGCCCAAAUCGCAUCCCAGAUACAAACACCCCAUCUUCGGCGAGAUCGAGGAAUGCAACUGGAAACCGGAAUGUGUGCAUAGAUGGGACGAAGACAAGGCAGCCUUCGAGGCUCUAGACCCCGCCGAACAAAAAAGACGGAUCGACGAAAAACUGGCCAAAGACAAGAUCGAAGAGGAGGAAAAAAGACUAGAAGAGGAAAGAAAGCAUGAUGCCGAUCGAGAACAGGCCGAUAAAGAUAGGGGUGCCAAAGCAGAGCAGUUUGAAGCAUUUUUGAAGUACUCGGAGGAGCUUAGGAACAAGCAAGAUCACAGAGAUUGA
This is a messenger RNA of Aureobasidium pullulans EXF-150, 1173 nucleotides long. RefSeq lists its product as uncharacterized. Lineage: Eukaryota; Fungi; Ascomycota; Dothideomycetes; Dothideales; Saccotheciaceae. The record is from RefSeq and is a predicted model, not a curated record. Gene Ontology annotation, molecular function: alpha-1,6-mannosyltransferase activity. Gene Ontology annotation, biological process: protein N-linked glycosylation. The transcript has a single exon. Gene Ontology annotation, cellular component: mannan polymerase complex. Bases 1 to 1173 code for a protein of 390 amino acids.